AUGUCCAACGUUCCCCAGGACCUGCUGGAUGGGAUAUCAGGUGCCCUCGCAAAAGAGGGUAAUACGCUACAGAUGAUACUUAUCGCUUUCAUCGGAUUAUCGUGUUACAACGUUGCUGAGCUAGUUGUACUCGUCCCUGCCACCUUCCGCCGGUGGCGCGGACUCUAUUUCUGGUCCCUGCUUAUCUCAGGAGUGGUCGGUGUCGUACCAUACUCAAUAGGCUUCCUGAUGAAGUUCUUUACUCAAACUGACUCCGUGCUGUCGGUCACUGUCCUGACUAUCGGCUGGUGGACCAUGGUCACUGGCCAAUCCGUGGUGUUGUAUUCACGACUCCACCUUGUGCUACGAGAUGAGCGCAUGCUACGCCGUGUGCUGAAGCUCAUCAUCGCAAAUGUCUUCCUCCUGCAUGUGCCCACGACGAUCCUCACUUACGGCGCGAACAUAGUCCACAGCGGCGAGGUCGCCUGGGUGAAUGGGUACAAUAUCAUGGAGAAGAUCCAGCUGACCGGGUUCACGUUUCAAGAGUCUCUGCUGUCAACGUUAUAUGUGAUUGAGACGGUCAAGCUACUGCGUCUUGGGGCGGAUGUCUCUUCGCGCCCGGAUGCACAGAGCAUCAUGUACCAGCUGAUCGGGAUCAACUGCGCCAUCAUAGCGAUGGAUCUGCUGCUUUUGGGUCUCGAAUAUGCCGACUUUUACGCCGUGCAAAUCACUCUGAAGGGAUUUGUUUACUCGCUCAAACUCAAGCUUGAGUUUGCUGUGCUUGGUCGUCUGGGGUCCAGACAUCCUGUUUCCCUCGCUAUUGCCGAUACGUUGCCUCUUUGCUCGAUGCAGAGGCCGCCUGAGACGCCGGAUCGCAGUGAGGAUGCGCCUUAUGAGCAGGCUGAGCCGAAGGACUUUUUGGUUCCGCCGGGCGGAGGCCGAAUUGUUCAGAGGAGGAUGUUCGUGGAGUCUGGGAGGGCGGCUUAA
Penicillium mononematosum is the source of this 966-nucleotide messenger RNA. RefSeq lists its product as uncharacterized. Lineage: Eukaryota; Fungi; Ascomycota; Eurotiomycetes; Eurotiales; Aspergillaceae. Bases 1 to 966 code for a protein of 321 amino acids. The record is from RefSeq and is a predicted model, not a curated record. The transcript has 2 exons.